Hevea brasiliensis (rubber tree) is the source of this 2480-nucleotide messenger RNA. RefSeq names its product NADP-dependent malic enzyme. The coding region runs from base 232 to 2163 and encodes 643 amino acids. The transcript is spliced from 20 exons. The record is from RefSeq and is a predicted model, not a curated record. Gene Ontology annotation, molecular function: NAD binding; malate dehydrogenase (decarboxylating) (NAD+) activity; malate dehydrogenase (decarboxylating) (NADP+) activity. Gene Ontology annotation, cellular component: chloroplast. Lineage: Eukaryota; Viridiplantae; Streptophyta; Magnoliopsida; Malpighiales; Euphorbiaceae. Gene Ontology annotation, biological process: malate metabolic process; pyruvate metabolic process.
AUCGUUGCCAUUUCUCGAUCCCCCUCGGCCCUCUCUCUAUCUCUCCUCUGUUAAUUAGAGAGAUAGAGGGAGCGAGAGAGGGAGAAACCAGAACUACCAAGAAGCUUACAUAUUUCCUCCUAUAGACUCUCUCAACUCUCUCUCUUUGUCUAUUUUUCUCUGCUUAUUUUCUCUGAGGAAAGAGUGUUUAUAGAAAGCGAAGACUGUGUCUUUCCCCGCAUUUCUUCCGCCAUGUUCUCCUUGAAAAGCAAUUUCCUGAGUAACACGGGCAUCUCAGGCUCGUGCAGCCCCUUCUCGGGGAAGCAGAGAGGACUAGUGCCUACAGCUCCAACUUCAUUAAAAAUACUUGCGCUGAAUCCAAAUAGGGAACGAAACGGCAGUGUCUUGAUGGAGAGCACGCUUCAGGAAAUGAGAGACGAAGCCUCUGUGCUUGACUUGGACCCCAAGUCCACCGUUGCUGGUGGCGUCCGCGAUGUUUACGGUGAGGAUACAGCCACCGAGGACCAGUUUGUCACGCCUUGGACCCUCUCUGUUGCUACUGGGUAUUCUUUGUUGCGAGAUCCUCACCACAACAAAGGACUUGCCUUCAAUGAUAAAGAGAGAGAUGCCCACUACUUGCGCGGCCUUCUCCCCCCUGCAGUGGUUUCUCAGGAGCUCCAGGUGAAGAAACUGAUGCACAUUAUUCGCCAGUAUCAACUUCCAUUGCAAAAGUACAUGGCCAUGAUGGAUCUUCAGGAGAGAAAUGAAAAACUGUUCUACAAGCUUCUCAUUGACAAUGUUGAGGAGAUGCUCCCUAUAGUUUACACUCCUACUGUUGGUGAGGCAUGCCAGAAAUAUGGAAGGAUCUUUGGUCGUCCUCAGGGUCUUUACAUCAGUUUGAAAGAAAAGGGUAGAAUUCUUGAAGUAUUAAGGAACUGGCCUGAGAAGAAUAUUCAAGUCAUUGUUGUUACUGACGGUGAACGCAUAUUGGGGUUAGGGGACCUUGGAUGUCAGGGUAUGGGGAUACCCGUUGGGAAACUCUCUUUAUACACAGCACUUGGUGGAGUCCGUCCUUCAGCUUGCCUGCCUGUAACAAUUGACGUGGGAACCAACAAUGAGAAGCUGCUAAACGAUGAAUUCUACAUAGGGCUAAGACAAAGAAGAGCUACUGGACAGGAAUAUUCUGAACUGCUACAUGAAUUCAUGAGUGCAGUAAAGCAGAAUUAUGGUGAGAGAGUCCUCAUUCAGUUUGAAGACUUCGCAAACCACAAUGCAUUUGAUCUGCUUGCAAAAUAUGGUACUACUCAUCUUGUUUUCAAUGAUGAUAUUCAGGGCACAGCAUCUGUUGUCCUUGCAGGGCUUGUUGCAGCACUUAAUUUAGUUGGAGGAACUUUAGCUGACCACAGAUUUUUAUUUCUUGGUGCUGGAGAGGCUGGCACUGGAAUUGCAGAACUCAUAGCCCUUGAGAUGUCCAAACAGACAAACAUGCCAGUGGAAGAAACUCGCAAGAAGAUUUGGCUUGUGGAUUCAAAGGGGUUGAUUGUUAGUUCCCGUAAGGAAUCACUCCAACAUUUCAAGAAGCCCUGGGCUCAUGAACAUGAACCUAUAAAGACACUUCUGGAUGCUGUCAAUGACAUUAAGCCAACAGUGUUGAUUGGAACAUCAGGAGUAGGAAGAACAUUUACAAAAGAAGUGGUUGAGGCUAUGGCCUCCUUCAAUGAGAGACCUAUAAUUCUUGCUCUCUCCAACCCAACUUCACAGUCUGAAUGUACUGCUGAAGAAGCUUAUACAUGGAGUGAGGGUCGUGCCAUUUUUGCUAGUGGAAGCCCAUUUGCCCCUGUUGAAUAUGAGGGGAAAGUUUAUGUGCCUGGUCAGGCAAACAAUGCAUACAUUUUCCCCGGAUUUGGUCUGGGUUUGAUAAUGUCUGGUACAAUCCGUGUUCAUGAUGAUAUGCUUCUGGCAGCAUCGGAAGCUUUGGCUGCGCAGGUGACCCAGGAGAACUUUGACAAGGGACUCAUAUACCCACCGUUUGCAAACAUCAGAAAUAUUUCAGCACAAAUCGCUGCCAACGUGGCCACUAAAGCUUAUGAACUUGGUUUGGCUACUCGCCUCCCUCAGCCUAAGGAUCUGGUGAAGUAUGCUGAAAGCUGUAUGUACAGCCCUGCCUACCGGAGCUACCGGUGAAGUGGCUGGAGUCUAAUCCCUCUCCCACCCUAUCCAUGAAAGGAAUUAAGGUGACAAAAAAGAAAAGAAAAAAAAGAAAGUAGAGGUUCACUCUUAGUCACAUAAUCAGCUGUUUUUGCAAUUUCCCCCCGUUGUCCCCUUUAUUUUUUUAAGUUUUUUUAUGUUAUUCCUUUCAUUUAUAUUUUUUCGUGCAAGUCAUUUGACAAGUAACAAGUAGAACAGUAGGCGCUGGUAGUUGAAUGUAGUCGAAUAUAGCAUGAAAAAGCUGUCAGACGUGAAAAAUCUCACAUGAAAAAUGAAAUUCAUUAGUGUUCUUU